Messenger RNA from Menidia menidia (Atlantic silverside), 3887 nucleotides. The record is from the annotation of a GenBank genome assembly. Lineage: Eukaryota; Metazoa; Chordata; Actinopteri; Atheriniformes; Atherinopsidae.
AUGCACAUCAACCUGACUGUGGCCGUCAAGGAAUCUCGUGCCUUUCAUGGAACUCAGCCUGCCAAUCGAGUUAUUACCCCUGAUGCUGAGGAAGUGACAGCCAUGGAGCCAGGUCAGGUGCAGGUCGCCCCACUGCUACCCCCGCCCCCUCCUCCCCCUCCACCCCCACCCCCCCCUGCGUCCUGCUCACCUUUUAGCCGGUUGGACUGUGCUCGCCGGAGCCGACUGAGGAAGCUGAACUGGGACUCUAUCCCCAAAGAGAAGGUAGAGGGGAGAAAGAGCGUGUGGAGUGGGGCGGCCCCUGGCGAAGAUGAGUUCCCCAUAGAUCUCCAUUCAUUAGAUGAGCUGUUUGGUCAGAAGGACAGCAAGCCAAAGGACAGAACGAGCACUCUGAGGCGGCGGUCAGCACGCCUGCACUGCAGAGCCCCACAAGACAGCCCAGAGGAGAUUUCCCUGUUGGACUCUAAACGGAGUAUGAACAUUGGAAUAUUUCUACGCCAGUUCAAGAUGCCUGCUCAGGAGAUCGUUGAAGAUGUUCGACAUGGUGCUGGAGAACGUUACGGAGCAGAGAAGCUCACAGAACUCUGCAAACUGCUGCCUGACAGAGAGGAGGAGUCUCGCCUUAGGAGGUUCAGCGGGGAGCGGAGCUGCCUAGAAGAGCCUGAUCUUUUCAUGCUGCUGCUGGUGGAAGUCCCCAGUUUUCGACUUCGUUUGGACGCAAUGAUCCUGCAACAGGAGUUUGACCCAGCUGUGACCUCUCUGUGUGUGGCAGCCAGAUGUCUGAGGGAGGCAGCCCGAGAGUUGCUGAGCUGCCCAGAAUUACAUUCCAUCCUCCGUUUGGUGCUGAAAGCAGGGAACUACAUGAAUGCAGGUGGAUAUGCUGGGAAUGCUGCUGGUUUUCGAAUUUCAUCACUACUCAAACUGGCUGACACUAAAGCAAACAAGCCAGGCAUGAAUUUGCUGCAUUAUGUUGCUAUGGAAGCUGUGAAAAAAGACCACAGUUUACUCUCAUUUCCCAGCCAACUAGGCCACAUUGGCUCCGCCUCCAGGUUGUGUGAGGAGGCCGUACUGGAUGACUUAUCAAAGUUAAAAAACCGAGUUGCUGCCCUCAAGACAAACACACAGAGUGAAGCAGAGAUUCGGCAGCAAACACAACAUUUUCAGGAGAGGGCUGAAGAUCGACUGAGGGAGGCAGACGAUGAGGUAGAGGGUAUGAGGAUGUCGAGUCAGGCUCUGGUGGAGUUCUUCUGUGAGGAUGACAGCACUUUCAAACUAGAGGAGGCUUGUCGGGUCUUCCAUUUGUUUUGCCAUCGCUUCCAAAGAGCUGUCCAGGAAAAUGAGGAACGUGAGGUAAAGGAGCAAAAGCGUCUUGAACGUCAGCAUGAGAUGGUGAAAAAACGUCGAUCUCUGGCUGUGUGCACUGGGCUGGAUCUGGGAUUGAGUCUUGCUAGAGAGCCGCACAAUCAGGAGAACCAGGAUGAGCUUGAGAAACUUCUAGAGACGAACUUGAGCCAUACUUGGAGUCGUCGCAGUCUGAGAAGCCCUGGUUCCCGCAGAUUCUCCUACCAUCCCCAAAUCGACACCUGUCUCCACAACUCGUCCACUUUGAAGAGUUUUCCGGUGUUGGGCAGCAGCCCGACAUCAACCGGCUACCACUUAAACAGCUCCUCUGACCAUGAGACCAGUGCUGCACUCUGCAGCUCGCCAGAGACUGAUGGCACAUGCUAUCCUAUUGACCAAGAAGCUGUUUUGGUGAGAGAGAGCAGAGCUACAAACCUGAGGAUGGAAGUAGUUAAGGACUCACACAUUGCAAUAUUUAGAUCCUCUCAGCAUGAAAGUGGCUUCACACUGAAACAAUAUGGGAAGCAGAGUAUUUCCUACAUGCUACAAAGCCAACCGGAGGCUAAAGGAUUUGAAAAAGAGUUUUCCGAACACCUGGCGUUGAACGGUUCAAGAACACACUCUGCUGCUAUAAAUACUGAGGAACCAGCCCACGGUGUUAAAAGCAAAGCUCCAGUUUACAAACAUAGAUUUGGCCGGCCAGAGACAAGCAAAAAUUGUCCUCCUCAAAGUAAAACUGAAAACCCUUGUGCUAGUGAUGCUAUACACGAGUCCAUUCAUACAAUGUCUAUUCAGAGAAGUGGAAUACCUUCCCAUGAUACCAAAACUGGACACUUGAAACUAUCGAGAUCUGGGACCAAAUCUCAAUCGUCUCCCGAGGAAAUUCAGUCACUGCCGCAAACAAAAGACAUUACAUCCACUGAAGCAGAAGCUUUGAUGCCCUUGCCUGAUGCAGCUUCAACGGUAGAGACAAACUCUCAAGUUGUUUCCACACCUGUGGAAAACAGCUGGAUGCCGUCCAGUCUGCCAGAGUUCAGCCAGUCGCAGCCACAAGAGGCCCCUGAAAUACCAGCUGCUGAGAGGGAGCUGGCGAGGUCAGUCCUGCGCGUAGGUGAAACGCUGGAGUGCCACACUCUGGUGAAAGGCCUCCGAUCUUACGAGACCAUGUCACCUCCGACCUCCCCGCUUCCUCGACCCGCGCCGAGCCUCUGCUCCAAGUGGAAGAAGGAGAGGGAGGCCGAACUUCGAGAUGGAGCUACUCCACUGUCUCCGGCAUCAAAGGAGGAGGCUCAAGUCUUGAGGAUCCCCGUACGCAGUGGAAUAGGAGCCAAGAGGGGACUCAUGUCGCGUGCAGCUCCUUCCAGUAGCACAGGCAUUCCCAGGGUGCGCUCUAAAACGGAUCAGUCGAAUAGCGUCUCACUUCCUGCAAACCCGCCGACGCCUGCACGGCAGUCGAUUCCUCGCAGUGUGUCGAUGCGCUCGUCUCCCUCCGCACGGCCGAAUGUUGCUCAGGCCGACGUGAAGCGCAGCAGCAGCACGCGGGAAAAAACAGCGAGCGAGUCGAAGAUUCCAGGAAAGUCCGCCUUGACACGCAGGACCUCAGAUGGAGCUGUACAGACAGAGAGGGUCCCAGGCAGCAAUCAGCCUGCCUUUGUACGAGGGACCCCCGUCCGAGUUUCCAAACGUCUGGCCCCAAAUUCAGAGAGCCAGGUUCUCUCCCCGCCUCGAAGCGCCCACAGCCCAUCCUCUGCCACAGCUAAGACUAUACGCACCGCUGUCAUAUCGGCAGCCCAGCAUAAAACCGCCAAGACGACAAACACAAACACUUCACCUGCCAACUCUAAAAAUGCAGCACCUUCAAGGAUACCUGGUCCCAGGGUGACUCGAGCUGCUGCCACUCAGCCACUGUGGAGGUGAUAUAAGACCUGCUUCAUGGACUAUGCUAAGAUUUCUCAUGCAUUCAUUGAUCUUUGAUCUUUUUCAUUCCUAAAUUAAAAUGUAGUUCAAAUCAAUUCUACUUCAAUGAAAUAUAUGUAUAGUUUAGUGCGUGGAUUCUAUAUAUAUGUUCAAUGAAGCUGCACUAAGAGAAUCUGGGAAACUUUAUGUGCUGGGAAUAGUGGAUCCUCUACAAUCUACCUCUUUUUACACCUAUGUGUGUCCUUUGCAGGCAAUAGGGCAGCAAAAGAUUUGUCUUACAGUCACCUUUGAUAUGUAGAACAGUGUGACACCUAAAACAUCCUACCAAUUGGAUGCCACAUGAACUAUAUGUUUGAAAAAAAAAGUAGAUUUGCUUGAUUCAUUUUUGUUUUCAUUAAAACAUUUUCAUAUAGUUGUCCAAAUGUUCCCACUGUAGCCCUUCCUCUUAACCACCAGUGUUUUCAAACUGAACUUGGUACAUCAUGGAGCUGUUCAUCCUGUUGCACUUUAAAAACUGAAGAGGAGGCUGAACGUAUAUGAUUGUUUCAAUCAUGUCUUUUUUAUUUGAUAGAAUUUCUAUAACUUUAUUGAAUAGAAUUAUUGACUUUAUUAUGUUAAUUUGUUUAAAA